CCAAACGUGAACUAGUUCUUUGAACGUUUGCUGGAAUUGGCCGGUUGUUUUGUUAAAUAAAUAUUAAAAAAUAUUUUAUACUUAUACCAUAAACAAUGAGUAACUUUGUAAAUCUAAGCUUGUUUGAAAACUAUCAAAAAUAUAUUGAUAAUGAACAGGAAAUGCGAGAGAAAAUCCGCGUAAUUGUUCGGGAAAUUGAACAAUUGGCAAAGGAAGCCACCAUACAACUGCAGGUGAUCCAUUAUGACUUGGAAAAGAUUGGUUAUGCCUGUGCUGGGGCCCGCAAACAAAUCUCCGCCUGUGCUGAAAGUUACAAAAAGUUGGCCGAAUUGAUACCUGUUGGCCAGUACUAUAGGUAUUCCGAUCACUGGACAUUUAUAACACAACGCCUGGUAUUUCUCAUUGCCAUGGUGGUGUAUUUGGAGGCGGGUUUUCUUGUGACACGAGAAACAGUGGCUGAGCUAUUGGAAUUGAAAACCAAUCAAGCCGAGGGUUUCCAUUUGGACAUUGAAGACUACUUGAUGGGCAUACUGCAGAUGGCCUCAGAGCUAUCACGUUUUGCCACAAAUUCCGUUACCAUGGGUGAUUAUGAUCGCCCCUUGAAUAUAUCACGUUUUAUGGCGGAUCUCAAUGCAGGCUUUCGUUUGCUAAACCUCAAAAAUGAUGGUUUGCGUAAACGUUUCGAUGCUCUCAAAUAUGAUGUGAAGAAAAUCGAAGAAGUUGUGUACGACAUCAGUAUCAGGGGACUGCGCAAUGGUGCAGUGGAAGAAGCUGCGGCCGUACCACCUACAGCAGAAGCUGUAGCAAAUAAUGAUAGUCCUCCCAAUGCUGACAACAAAACUGAAUAAUAACUGUAUUAUAAGUGGACAAUUUUUGAAAUAUUAUUGAUUUUUUUUAUUACCAUAAGAUUUUAACUUUCCUGAAUUCCGAAAAGAUUUUAUUUUCUACUUUUUCAUACUUGAAUAAAACUAACGGAGUUUGAAAAAGCUCCUUAAAUGUUAUUUUCUAAA
Musca domestica (house fly) is the source of this 1010-nucleotide messenger RNA. It is a transcript of the gene trsn, whose product is annotated as translin. Lineage: Eukaryota; Metazoa; Arthropoda; Insecta; Diptera; Muscidae. The coding region runs from base 96 to 848 and encodes 250 amino acids. Gene Ontology annotation, cellular component: nucleus; cytoplasm. Gene Ontology annotation, biological process: RNA metabolic process. The transcript has 5 exons. The record is from RefSeq and is a predicted model, not a curated record. Gene Ontology annotation, molecular function: single-stranded DNA binding; RNA binding; sequence-specific DNA binding.